Effrenium voratum is the source of this 2400-nucleotide messenger RNA. Lineage: Eukaryota; Dinophyceae; Suessiales; Symbiodiniaceae. The record is from the annotation of a GenBank genome assembly.
GAUGGCAUGUGGUUCUUACGCUGCGCAUCCUGACACAUGCGCAAUGAAAAUGGUGAUGUUGUGCUCAAGGGAAGGAUUCUUCCCAGCACUGAUCUGUGGAGGCACUGAGGUGAGUAGCUCCGAAAUCAAAGAGAUGGUUUGUCUUGGGGACAUGCCCCGGACUCCAUUGGAGGAUCGCGCUGCAUGUUUGGCAACACCGAAGGAGUUGCCUACGGACUUUCCGAUGUACGUGGUUCCAAUGGAGGCCGUCUUGAAGAUGACGGAAGUAAGGCCCCACCAGGAGUUGUUGCAUGAGGGCUUGCUCGAAGCCUUUGAUCCUGCUCAUGGCAAGGCGAUGUUCAUCUCUCAUGAGUGGACCGCAGAACAACACCCAGACCCGGACGGGAAACAGCUGAAAAUCUUCCAACAGGCUAUGUCCAAUCUCCUGUCAGGCAGCACUGUUGCUCAGCCAAAUGUUUGGACGGAGUUCGUCUUCAGAAUCGCAGGCGGAUCAGCUCAAGGCUUCAAAGCUUCCCAGUUGACUGCCACUCCGAUCUCGGUUUGGUACGACUACUUCUGCAUCCCGCAAUAUGCCAUCGAGGCUCGAAGCCGAUCAGUAAGUGCAAACCAGUUUCAGGAUCAGAGGAAUGCGAUUGCCAGCAUCCCUGCCUACAUCGACAAGUGUGACUUCUUUGUAGCUCUUUGUCCGCUGAUGGCACAUGAAAGUCGAUCGUUUUUGAGCACUGAGUCAUGGCAACAGAGGGGCUGGUGCAGAGCGGAAGCUGCGGCGCGGGACCUUUCUGUCAGCAACGGCUUGACAUUGAUCAUAGAGAGCCCGCGGCAGGUGUCCCUGGCUGCCGGAUAUUCCAUCUCGAAAUCGCCGGGUGAUGGCGAAUUCACCAUACCCAGAGACCGAAAAGUGGUAGGAGAGUUGGUGAAGGCAGUGGUGCAGAAGCAGUUGCACACCUCACUGAGAAAGCGGGAUUUUCCCAGGUACCGUUUUCUUUUGCAUCACCAGUCCGUCCUUAUGAGGAACACUGACACCCUACCUGCCGGGUUCGAAGAAGGUCUCGGCUAUGCAGCUUCGUCCCCCCAGCAGAUUGUCAAGGACUUCCUUCAGCAGAAUGGUUUUGAGAAGAUUUCGGAUCGUGACAGAGCUGGGUGGUCGCCGUUGCUGUACGCCGCUUUGGGUGGAAAACCCGAGGUGAUUGAAGCUUUGCUGUUGCAGGGUGCAGAUCCCAACGACUACAUCCGGAAGGUGCAAAACCUGGUGAUGUUUGUCAACGGGACUCCAGCAGUAUCCAUCUGCGCAGGGCAACAACACAACGAGGCAAUGCGAGUUCUGCUUCGUUUCGGAGCAGAUCCCAACAAACAAGACCCCGGGGGCAGCACUCCAUUGUUCUACGUGUCCAAUUCCGACAACGCGGAAGGAGCCAAAAUUCUCAUUGAGGCCGGUGCGGAUCCAACAUUGACGAGCAUUUUUGACACCAAUGCCUUUGAUCAAGCCUGCACCAUGGGAGCCACCAAGGUCCUCAAGGACGUACUGAAACUUCCCCCUCAUGCUGCUUCGCAGAGGGAAGCGAUUGGCUUUGCCACCUCAGUUGGGCAUGGAAGCCCUGAAACGAUUUCCGUGUUGCUCCAAAUGGGUUGUGACAAGGAUGGAGUGGUGCAAAAAAGAAACACUUUGUCGAAGUUGGUGUUCACUGCCUUUGAGCUCAAGCACAGAGUGGCUCCGACGUCUAUGACGACCCUGGCGUAUCAUGAAACCAACGCGACCCCCUUGAUGCGGAGCAUCUUGAGUGGUUGCUACAGCUGUGCGCAUAUGCUCCUCCAAAACGGUGCUCGGGUGGAUGUGCGCAACAGCAGAAAUCAGACAGCCUUCGAUUUAGCCGUCAAAAAGCAUGUACCAGACUCCCUGCUUUGGGCGUUGUGGAGGCGCGGUGCUGGGGACUACGCUUCCAAGGUGUCCAUUGCUUGGUGGAGUUCCAAUGCGCCCGACAGGUUUCCUGUGACCAUGGAAGAUAUUGAGCAUCCGGAGAGCAUUUCGAAUGUUUCAACCUCUAUUUUUGAGAUUUCUCAAGACUUGGAGAGUUUUGAUGAUCCUAUGGUUUCAGUCUGCUUCUGAAGAGCGCAGUGAUCAUCACGAGCACCACCACGGAACGGGGCCCGUUGGAACCCCCCACGCAGAUCCCAACAGCUUCACACAACAGCUUCACCGCCGGGGUUGUCGUGGUGUCUUGAUGUUGGGCAUGGCAUGGGCCACGAUCCCGCUGCUAAUGGCAGUGAAUCAGGCCAUGGUUUCAUGGUUCAGCCAAAUGUUCUCCAGAUCUUUGACGCUUUGGACCUUGAAUAUCCACGGUGGGUCAUCUUUUUUGCUGCUAGUUGCAUGCCGGACUCUUAUCGGAUGAAGGCAGAGGGGAA